This is a messenger RNA of Amoebophrya sp. A120, 1488 nucleotides long. The record is from the annotation of a GenBank genome assembly. Lineage: Eukaryota; Dinophyceae; Syndiniales; Amoebophryaceae.
CAAAAACGCAGCUUCUGAUGUGGCAAAAGAUAUGUAAGUAGAUGAGCCUCGUAUAUUAGGUUUAGGUAAGUAGACGAGCCUCGUUUAGUAUUCUUUUUACAUCAUCCGUGUGGUUGUGGCUCCCUGACAAGAGCUUCAACUAUGUCUAUCAGUGAAAAAAUGAGUACUCGAUAAUUUUUUCGACAUCUUCCAUACCACCCGACAAGAAUAAAGAAGAAGAACCCAAACCCAAAUGCCGCAACCGCCUCCCUCGUCUGUCUCCUCGUCUGCUCACGGCACCCAACAAGAAGACAAUGCGAGUCCUGGUUCCUCGUCCACCUCCCCACCAAGCUCCAUCGGCGGAGCUGCCACCGCCGCUGCCCUCGGCGCCAGCUCAGGUAGUUCUUCGUCGUUAUCCGGUUUUAUCCUGGCGGUGGCGCUGUUCUUCGGCUUUCUGAGCUUCGUCUGGUGGCUCGCAUGGCAACUGUCGUUGAGCAAAGUUCCAAUCUUGCGCGAAAUUUUCUCGGACAAGGAACCCAAACAGCACAAGAACUCCUCGAAGCAGAGAACCAGCAGAACGGCUGGAAAUGUUGGCUCUUUCGGCGCAGAUAUCGCUAUGGGUGCUGGACCAGGGGGGGCGACAAGAAAUCGGCGGCAAAACGCGCGCGCAUCUUCAUAAACCCUUUCACGCUGGGAGCAGGGCAAGAGCCAAGCUUUCGAAUAGCUCUCAGACCGCCGGGCCGGAAACUUUGUGAGAUAGAAAAACGAGCUUCUGUAGUGCGAUCUCGGGCUACUCCGGAAAUCUGAAGGUAUGCUUCGCUUCUGAGGAACUUCUUACCUGCGCUGCGCUUUCAGCAGUGUGCCGGAUAGCAGACCCGGCUGCAGCGCCGGCAGCUGUGAGGGGAGGUUGAUAUACCGAGCAACUUCUACUUCUUCUUGAUGACCGAAAUAAACCGAGUCGCCCGUCGAGCUGGUCACCCAAGGCAAAGAACGGGGAGACGGAGAAGAGUGGUUCCUCAAGAGGCGAUGAAAAAAGUGCUCCAUGCCACGACGAAAACGGUUGCGAUGUCAGUCGCGAACUUCUGGGCGUGAGGACUGCGAGUCACGUCAGCGUCAGAAGCAACUUGAUGCGCAUUUUGUGGUGUCCGCAGGAAGUGGAAGGUGCAACUGCAAUUAAUUAGCGUCGGGGUUGCGCUACUUCUAGCGCUGCUGAGGAGAAAUUUUCCAACCUGAACUUCAUGAACGUGCAUCUUGAUUUCCGAAUUUUCCUUUCUACCCGAGUGGUCCGAGUGCGAUCAAAAGAAAAGUCAGAAUCGGACGAUGUUCACCCCGUGGAGGACGCCACUAGAGCACCUCGUCCGUGUGGUCCCCGUUGUACUCGCUUCCAGCCUGCCGUCGUGCUGUACGAGCAGGAAAAUCUUCAACAUUGAACCAUUGGAAAUAACACAAUGGAAAAACACAUAAAACAACUCGUAGGAGGAUGAAAGAGUGGUCCUUGAGCUGCACUAU